Molecule: messenger RNA, 3898 nt
Organism: Pongo pygmaeus (Bornean orangutan)
Lineage: Eukaryota; Metazoa; Chordata; Mammalia; Primates; Hominidae
Gene: FLYWCH1
Product: FLYWCH-type zinc finger 1
Exons: 13
Coding region: 668-2815 (715 amino acids)
Source: RefSeq, a predicted model, not a curated record
AGCCCGCCUGAGCGUUCCGCAAGGCCGGCUCCCCCGCGGGGUCGCGCGCGCGGUCACGGGGCUCGCUCCCGAGGGGCAGGUCGGGGCUGGGAGCGGGAGCCGGGGUCGGGGUGGCGGCGGCGGCCUGGGCCGCGAGGUCGACGCCCGCUGCUGCAGCGGCAGAGGCCGAAGGACCUGCCGCGGCUCUGUCGCCGGAGAGGGAGGGCCCCGCUGCCGUCGGUGAAACCAGCCCAGAGAAGUUACGGGAUUUGCCCCUGGGUCUCCUGCCCAGCAAGCCAGCGCUGUGACCCAGGUGUGGGGGAUGAUGGUGAAACCUCUCACUCACAUGUGAAGAGUCUCAUUUUGUUGCCUAGGCUGGAGUACAUUGGUGCGAUCUUGGCUCACUGCAACCUCCAUCUCCCAGAUCUGUUGAAGCACAUGGGUCUUGGAAGCCCUUUAAACAGAAGUGGGAAGUGUUCGCCAGAGGACUGCGCUCUCUCCUGUCACCUCCUGUGACUCGGGCUGGAACCCGUGGUGACCUCAGGAUUCUUCAUACACCACCACAGCCCCGUCCCCGACCAGCCGAGGCAGCAACAGCAACAGCUCCAGCACAAGGACGGAACCGCUGGACUCCAGAUUCCUUGCUGGGUGCUGAGCGUGGCCUGAGGGACAGGCCCUGGGUCCCAGGAUGCCCCUGCCCGGGCCCAGUGAGCAGGAGGGCGAGAGUGUAAAGGCCGGCCAGGAGCCAUCCCCCGAGCCAGCCACAGACGUCCUGGCAGCCCCCAGGGAGUUCUCCAAACUGGUCCUGCUCACAGCCUCCAACCAAGAUGAGGAUGGGGUGGGAUCCAAGCCCCAGGAAGUGCACUGCGUCCUGUCCCUGGAGAUGGCUGGCCCCGCCACCCUCGCCACCACCUUGCAGAUCCUGCCAGUUGAGGAGCAGGGAGGGGUGGUCCAGCCAGCCCUAGAGAUGCCUGAACAGAAGUGCAGCAAGCUGGACACAGCAGCCCCUCAGUCCCUGGAGUUCCUGAGGACACCAUUCGGGGGCCGCCUCCUGGUGCUGGAGUCCUUCCUGUACAAGCAGGAGAAGGCUGUUGGGGACAAGGUGUACUGGAAGUGCCGCCAGCAUGCUGAGCUGGGUUGCCGGGGCCGGGCCAUCACCCGAGGCCUGCGGGCCACCGUGAUGCGGGGCCACUGCCACGCGCCUGAUGAGCAAGGCCUGGAGGCCCGGCGCCAGAGGGAGAAACUGCCCAGCCUGGCCCUGCCGGAGCGCUUGGGAGAGCCCCAGGGUCCUGAGGGCCCUGGAGGCCGAGUGGAGGAGCCACUGGAGGGGGUGGGCCCGUGGCAGUGCCCUGAUGAGGAGCCACAGCCAGAGCCCACUCCUGGGCUGGUGCUGAGCAAGCCAGCCCUGGGGGAGGAUGAGGCACCCCGAGCCCUGUCACUGCUGAGCCUGCCGCCCAAGAAGCGCUCGAUCCUGGGGCUGGGACAGGCCCGGCCCCUCGAGUUCCUGAGGACGUGCUACGGGGGCAGCUUCCUGGUACACGAGUCGUUCCUCUACAAGCGGGAGAAGGCUGUCGGGGACAAGGUGUAUUGGACCUGCCGGGACCACGCACUGCACAGCUGCCGGAGCCGGGCCAUCACCCAGGGACAGCGGGUGACCGUGAUGCGUGGGCACUGCCACCAGCCCGAUAUGGAGGGCUUGGAAGCCCGGCGGCAGCAGGAGAAGGCCGUGGAGACGCUGCAGGCUGGGCAGGACGGCCCUGGGAGCCAAGUGGACACGCUGCUCCGAGGUGUAGAUAGUCUGCUCUACCGCAGGGGUCCGGGUCCCCUGACUCUCACCCGGCCUCGGCCCAGAAAGCGAGCAAAGGUCGAAGACCAGGAGCUGCCAACCCAGCCCGAGGCCCCAGACGAGGACCAGGACAUGAACGCAGACCCUGGAGGCCCCGAGUUCCUGAAGACGCCCCUGGGGGGCAGCUUCCUGGUGUACGAAUCCUUCCUCUACCGGCGGGAGAAGGCGGCCGGGGAGAAGGUGUAUUGGACCUGCCGGGACCAGGCCCGCAUGGGCUGCCGCAGCCGUGCCAUCACCCAGGGCCGGCGAGUGACUGUGAUGCGUGGUCACUGCCACCCGCCCGACCUGGGGGGCCUGGAGGCCCUGAGGCAGCGGGAGAAACGCCCCAACACGGUGCAGUGGGGGAGCCCAGUAGGCCCCGAGUUCCUGAAGACGCCCCUGGGGGGCAGCUUCCUGGUGUACGAGUCCUUCCUCUACCGGCGGGAGAAGGCAGCCGGGGAGAAGGUGUACUGGACCUGCCGGGACCAGGCCCGCAUGGGCUGCCGCAGCCGCGCCAUCACCCAGGGCCGGCGGGUCAUGGUCAUGCGCAGGCACUGCCACCCUCCGGACCUGGGCGGCCUGGAGGCCCUGCGGCAGCGGGAGCAUUUCCCCAACCUGGCGCAGUGGGACAGCCCAGAUCCUCUCCGGCCUCUGGAGUUCCUGAGGACUUCCCUGGGGGGCAGAUUCCUGGUGCACGAGUCCUUCCUCUACAGGAAGGAGAAGGCGGCUGGGGAGAAGGUGUACUGGAUGUGCCGGGACCAGGCUCGGCUGGGCUGCCGCAGCCGCGCCAUCACCCAGGGCCACCGCAUCAUGGUCAUGCGCAGCCACUGCCACCAGCCUGACCUGGCGGGCUUGGAGGCCUUGAGGCAACGGGAGCGGCUCCCCACCACGGCCCAGCAGGAGGACCCAGAAAAGAUUCAAGUUCAGCUGUGCUUCAAGACGUGUUCUCCUGAAAGCCAGCCGAUUUAUGGGGACAUCAAAGACGUCAGACUGGAUGGCGAGUCCCAGUGAGGCGAUGUGGGCAGAGGAGCUCUGAGCUGCCCACCCAAGGUGGCUUCACAUCCACACAGGCGCUUCCCAUCCACUUAGGUUUGGCUUGACAGAAACUUCUUUUCAUUCUUCCAAAGCAUCAAUGGUCUUUGCGUCUCCUCAGGAGGUCUCCCAGGAGGAAUUCUUGGAUGGUGUCCUCGUGUCGGCGGAGAACAGUGCUCAGAGCUGGCGCUUGCAGACGCAGCUGUCGUGGGGCAGCGCACUGGCGCCUUCCUGACCUUUGGAAGACGUGACAAAGCUGCCUGGACACGGACGCCCCUGCUGUCUGGCCACAGCACCCCUGGGUUUGCAGAGCACGUAGUCUUCCCAGGGCUUUCCACCUGGCGAGGCCCCGCUCUGCUCAGCACGGAGCAGUGAAUGCUGCUGUCUUGGAGCCUGGGCACGUUUGGGGAAGUUCCUGCUUCAAACUGAGCUGCCCCGCAUAGGCCAGGUCAAGCCACGCCAAUCUUUUCUGGAUAGGUGCUGGGUAGGCCUUCCUGGUCUCUGGCCGCCUGCUGCCAGGGUGCAGCCAUCCCCAGCAACCCGAGCUGGCCAAACCAGAGGCCUCGCUCCGCGCUCCACACUUUACUUUCUGUGCUCCUUCUGAGUUAAAUUAAACCCCCUCUCCAUGAUUCCCACGGCAGGCGUCAUUCCCCGAGAUGGGAGCCAGCCCAGGGGUCAGCAGGAGCCAGUGCUGGGCACACGUGCCCUGGCUGAGGCCAGCGGCAUCCUGGGUGGCCCAGGUCCAUCCUGGGCAGCAGAGGCGUGUCCCCUUCUGUCAGGCAACUUCACAGAGUGUGGCUUCGCCAGUCAGAGGGAGCAGUCCGGAGAGGCAAGAUGACCCCACCGGGACUGCAGAGCCUCCUGCUUACUAACAAGGACCUGUCCUCAGCCGUGAGGUCCUUCACUCCCACCCUGUAAUUGUGGGCAGAAUGCCAGCAACAGGGCUGUCCCCUGGCAAGGGGACACGGAGCCCACCAUCCACUGCAAGGCUGUGACAACCCGGGCAUCCCCGCUUCUCCUCUGCUUGUACGGUUCCCCCAAUAAAUCCUAUUUUCCAUCUCA